Molecule: messenger RNA, 1423 nt
Organism: Momordica charantia (bitter melon)
Lineage: Eukaryota; Viridiplantae; Streptophyta; Magnoliopsida; Cucurbitales; Cucurbitaceae
Product: Late embryogenesis abundant protein, group 2
Biological process (GO): response to desiccation
Cellular component (GO): cytosol
Source: RefSeq, a predicted model, not a curated record
GCCAACCUGAUCAAUCCUUCCAUUUCCAUCCCUCUUUCUUUGGAUCUGAAUCUGUAGCCAUUCUCCUUCAUUUGACUUUCUUCUUCUUCUUCUUCUUCUUCAAACUUCAGUUCCUCCUGCUCCCACAGCCCUUCUCAUCUCUUUCAGUUAUGGCGUCUUCCGAUAGACCAGAGAUCGUAGAAAGGGGUGACAAAGGCAAAGAUCACAAGGAAGAUGAAAAUGAAGGGAAGGGUGGAUUCCUUGACAGAGUGAAAGAUUUCAUUCACGAUGUUGGCGAGAAGAUUGAAGAGACGAUCGGUUUCGGGAAGCCGACCGCAGAUGUGUCCGCGAUUCAUAUUCCCUCUAUCAAUCUUGAGAAGGCUGAGAUUGUUGUUGAUGUUCUGAUAAAAAAUCCUAACCCUGUUCCCAUUCCCCUAAUUGACAUUAAUUAUUUAAUAGAGAGUGAUGGCAGGAAGCUGAUCUCUGGGUUGAUUCCUGAUGCUGGAACAAUUCAUGCUCAUGGCGAGGAGACUGUCAAAAUUCCUGUGAAGUUGAUUUAUGAUGAUAUUAAGAGCACAUACCAUGACAUUAAACCUGGUAGCAUCAUUCCUUACAGAAUCAAGGUUGAUCUGAUUGUGGAUGUGCCUGUUUUUGGGAGACUGACACUGCCACUUGAGAAAACUGGAGAGAUCCCCAUUCCUUACAAGCCCGACGUCGAUAUCGAGAAGAUACAUUUCCAGAGAUUCUCAUUUGAAGAAACUGUUGCCAUUCUCCACUUGAGACUGGAAAAUAAGAAUGACUUUGAGUUGGGAUUGAAAGACCUAGACUGUGAAGUUUGGCUCUCUGAUGUUUGUAUCGGGAGCACGGAUCUUUCGGAAUUUACACCCAUUGAUAAAAAUGGGAUCAGUCAUGUCGACUUACCCAUCACCUUCAGGCCUAAGGACUUUGGUUCGGCACUUUGGGAUAUGAUCAGAGGAAGAGGCACUGGCUACACCAUAAAAGGGAAUAUUCAUGUCAACACACCUUUCGGUGAAAUGAAGUUGCCCAUUGUUAAAGAGGGCGGUACGACCCGCCUCAAGAAGAAUAAAGAGGAUGGUGGUGACGACGACGACAAUGACGAGGAGUAAACAAACGUGCAUCUGAAAGAAUGGUGAUGUUUUUUUCUUCUCUCUCAGAAUGUAUAAUUCUGUUGCAUAAACAUGUUAAGGGAUUGUUUGGCUGAACUCUUUUGGUACUUAAUUCUCGUGGAUGGUCACUGUGUAAGAGAUUCUACUGUUUUUUUAUUUUUAACUACUUAGUAUUGGCACUGACAUUGGAUGGUGAAUUUCAUGCUUUGGGAAGAGAAUGUUAAAAGGGUAGAUAUUAUUAGCAUGUACUUUACACUAAGUAUAGACGAUUACAUUACUUUGCAUUUAAAAUAUAUUACUUUGUUUGGUAUUACAAA